GGGAGCGGCGGGCGGGCGGGCGGGGCGCAGGCCGGCGGCGGGGAGGCGCCCGCGGCGGUGCCCGGGCCGGGCCUGACGCCGCCGCCGCGCCAUGGCGGAGACCAAGAUCAUCUACCACAUGGACGAGGAGGAGACGCCGUACCUGGUGAAGCUGCCCGUGGCGCCCGAGCGCGUCACGCUGGCCGACUUCAAGGGCGUGCUCAGCAACCGGCCGGUGCACGCCUACAAGUUCUUCUUCAAGUCCAUGGACCAGGACUUCGGGGUGGUGAAGGAGGAGAUCUCUGCGGACAAUGCCCGGCUGCCCUGCUUCAAUGGCCGAGUGGUCUCCUGGCUGGUCCUGGCGGAGGGCGCGCACUCGGACUCGGGCUCUCAGGCCACCGACGGCCACGCCGACCUGCCCCCCGCCCUGGAGCGGAUGGGUGGCAUCGGGGACUCCCGGCCCCCAUCGUUCCACCCGAACGUGGCCAGCAGCCGCGAUGGGAUGGACAACGAGACGGGCACCGAGUCCAUGGUCAGCCAUCGGCGGGAGCGAGCCCGACACCGGAACCGGGAGGAGGCCGCCCGGGCCAACGGGCACCCGCGGGGGGACCGGCGCCGGGACCUGGGCCUGCCCCCCGACAGCGCCUCCACCCUGCUGAGCAGUGAGCUCGAGUCCAGCAGCUUCAUCGACACCGAUGAGGACGACAACACGAGCCGGCUGAGCAGCUCCACCGAGCAGAGCACCUCCUCCCGGCUCAUCCGGAAGCACAAGCGGCGGCGGCGGAAGCAGCGCCUCCGGCAGGCGGACCGCGCCUCCUCCUUCAGCAGCAUCACCGACUCCACCAUGUCCCUGAACAUCAUCACCGUCACGCUCAACAUGGAGCGGCACCACUUCCUGGGCAUCAGCAUCGUGGGCCAGAGCAACGACCGGGGCGACGGCGGCAUCUACAUCGGCUCCAUCAUGAAGGGCGGGGCCGUGGCCGCCGACGGCCGCAUCGAGCCGGGGGACAUGCUGCUGCAGGUGAACGACGUCAACUUCGAGAACAUGAGCAACGACGACGCCGUGCGGGUGCUGCGGGAGAUCGUGUCCCAGACGGGGCCCAUCAGCCUCACGGUGGCCAAGUGCUGGGACCCCACCCCCCGGAGCUACUUCACCGUCCCAAGGGCUGACCCUGUCCGGCCCAUCGACCCGGCCGCCUGGCUGUCGCACACGGCGGCGCUGACCGGAGCCCUGCCCCGCUACGGGACCAGCCCCUGCUCCAGCGCCGUCACACGCACCAGCUCCUCCUCACUGACCAGCUCUGUGCCUGGCGCCCCACAGCUGGAGGAGGCGCCGCUGACGGUGAAGAGUGACAUGGGCGCCGUGGUCCGGGCCAUGCAGCUGCCCGACUCGGGGCUGGAGAUCCGUGACCGCAUGUGGCUCAAGAUCACCAUCGCCAACGCCGUCAUCGGCGCAGACGUGGUGGACUGGCUGUACACGCGUGUGGAGGGCUUCAAGGAGCGGCGGGAGGCGCGCAAGUUCGCCAGCGGCAUGCUCAAGCGCGGCUUCCUGCGGCACACGGUGAACAAGGUCACCUUCUCCGAGCAGUGCUACUACGUCUUCGGGGACCUGUGCAGCACUCUCGAGGCCCUGAACCUCAACAGCGGCUCCAGCGGGGCCUCCGACCAGGACACGCUGGCCCCGCUGCCCCACCCGGCGCCCUGGCCGCUGGCGCAGGGCUACCCCUACCAGUACCCGGGGCCGCCGCCCUGCUUCCCGCCCGCCUACCAGGACCCUGGCUUCAGCUACGGCAGCGGCAGUGCCGGGAGCCAGCAGAGCGAAGGAAGCAAAAGCAGCGGGUCCACGCGGAGCGCGGGCGGGAGCAGCCGGCGGGCCCCGGGCCGCGAGCAGGAGCACCGGAGGCCGGGAGCCGGGGGCAGCGGCAGCGAGUCCAACCACACGGCCCCGAGCAGGGCGGGCGGCGGUGGCUGGUGGGAGCGUCCCGGCAGCCAGCUCAGCCGCGGCGGCAGCCCGCACAGCCAGGCCUCCACCGCCGCCCCGGGGCUCCCCCCGCUGCACCCCCUGACGAAGGCGUACUCGGUGGUGGGCGGGCCGCCGGGGGGGCCCCCCGUCCGGGAGCUGGCCGCCGUCCCCCCCGAGCUGACGGGCAGCCGCCAGUCCUUCCAGAAGGCCAUGGGGAACCCCUGCGAGUUCUUCGUCGACAUCAUGUGACCGAGGACGGGGUGCCCUCCCCCGGGAGGCCUCGCCGUGGGGCUGGGGGUCCUGCUGUCCCCCCUGGAGGCGCUGCCUCUGGAGCUUGUGUGGCCUCGUCUUAGCUGUGGCCGUCGGGGGUCAGGCAGCUGUCCAUGUGCAGCAGGGGCUGUGCUGUGGGGUCUGGGCUAGUCAGCGUGGGGGCAGCCCGUCUGUCCUGGCCAGAGCAGCCCUGGCCAUGCGGACUUGGGGGGCCUCUGCAGGCGGGUCUGACCUGCCCUGUGGCGAGGGCCUCGGGGACCCCGUGUGCCCCCAGCACUGCAGACAGGUCCCUGGCCUGGUCCCCACGGUCACCCCGUGUGCAGGCCCUGUGCUUCUUGCUCAGACUGGGGCGGCCAUGCUGGGCUGGAAGGGAGCCCCCAGACCUCCCUGGCCGCCCGGGUCGGUGUAAUUUAUUUAUUUAUUUCUUGGCCCGUGUCCUGUGGGAGGCGGUGGCCAGGUCAGCCGCGCAGCAGCCGGAGCGGUUUGUGUGUCCCCACGUGGAGGCACAGGGCGUGUCUGAGCGUGGGGGCCGGUGAGGGGGAGACGGGAGGCCUGGCCUGGCCCACGGAUGCCCCGCUGCUGCAGGACGGGUCUGGGGAGAGGGGCCGGCCUGCCCUCCUGCUGUCCUCAGGUGACCGCCCCCCCCCCACGCACACGCCUCCUCCCGGCGAGCUGGCCUGCAGGUGUCUGCAGUGUGGAUACUGCGUCGUGUCUGCGUGUAGAUGCUGUGUCAAGUCACAGGGCGUCGGACAGUGAACGGAGCUGCUUCUGUGUAAAUGCUAUUUUAAACACUAAAAAGCAUUUAAUUUUAUGGGA
Messenger RNA from Pipistrellus kuhlii (Kuhl's pipistrelle), 3028 nucleotides. RefSeq names its product dishevelled segment polarity protein 1 (gene DVL1). Gene Ontology annotation, biological process: intracellular signal transduction; canonical Wnt signaling pathway. Lineage: Eukaryota; Metazoa; Chordata; Mammalia; Chiroptera; Vespertilionidae. Gene Ontology annotation, cellular component: cytosol. The transcript has 15 exons. Gene Ontology annotation, molecular function: frizzled binding. Bases 92 to 2191 code for a protein of 699 amino acids. The record is from RefSeq and is a predicted model, not a curated record.